UAUUAUUCCACGUAUCUUUAAAGCAGUGACAUCGAAGUGUUAGGCUUUAAAGAUGAAGGCUUUCCUAAGUAUUAGUUUUGUACUUUUUAUACUUUGUUCAAUAGAAUCAAAGUCUCUAAAUGUCAAGCAUUCUAGAAAGCCAAUAUUUAAAGACUUAUACGGAAAACUAACCCCGGAAGUAAGAGGAAAUCCUGGAGAGCCCCUGAUAUUAACUGACUUGAUCAAAGCAGGAAAACUGGAUGAAGCUCAGAACGAAGCACUCGUACAAGGAUUGGACACGGAUGUUAAAAGUUACUCUGGAUAUUUUACUGUAGAUGAACAGCAUAAUUCUAAUAUCUUCUUCUGGUUUUUCCCUUCACAAAGUGAUGCCAGUUCGGAUCCGGUAGUUUUAUGGCUCCAAGGAGGACCAGGAUCUACAUCCAUGUUUGGACUUUUUCAAGAAAAUGGACCUCUUUUAUUAAAGGAUGGUGAGCUUGGUGUUAGACCGACGUCUUGGAAUAGAAAUCACUCAGUUAUAUACAUCGAUCAGCCAGUUGGAACUGGAUGGAGUUUUACUGAUGGGGGUUAUGCCAAAGAUCAGAAUAAAGUAGCUACUGAUUUGUACGAAGCUCUGCAGCAGUUUUUCACCCUAUUUUAUCAAUACCAAGAUAGAGACUUCUUUGUUACAGGUGAAUCUUACGGAGGAAAGUAUGUUCCCUCUAUAAGUUAUGAAAUUCACCAAAGGAACGAAAAUGCGGAGCUUAAGAUUAAUCUUAAAGGUUUGGCUAUAGGUAAUGGUUUUACUGAUCCUAUCGUACAAAUACGGUAUUCUGAAUAUGUCUAUCAACAUGGACUUAUUGAUUUGAAGACAAAAAAUUCGCUUCAUAACUUAGAAAAUAAAGCUGUAGAAGAUAUUAAAAAAGAGCAGUACUAUGAUGCGUUUGAUUUAUGGAGUGAUAUUGUAAACACUAUACAAGAAUUUACGGAAUUAGAUAUAUACAAUUAUCUGUCGAUUAAAGGAAGUGCUGCUGAUGAAGAAGAAUUAAACGAAUUUUUCAGUAAGGAAGAGGUAAGAAAAGCAAUUCAUGUUGGAAGUACUGAAUUCGGUGAUGGUGAAGUUUAUACUCAUCUCGAAGAAGAUAUUCCCAAAUCAGAGGCAUAUAAAGUCGCUGAACUCUUAAAAUAUUAUAGAGUUUUAAUCUAUAAUGGACAAACAGAUCUUAUAGUUCCUUAUGCUUUGACAGUAAACUAUUUGCAAACGCUUAAAUUCCCUGGGUCCGAGGAAUACGCAGAAGCAGACAGGACUGUAUGGCAUGAUGAUAAUGAUCGAAGUGUGGUUGCAGGGUAUGCGAAAACAGCUGGAAAGUUAACAGAAAUUAUGGUUAGGAAUUCGGGUCAUAUGGUACCGACAGAUCAACCAGAAUGGGCUUUACAACUCAUUAAUAAAUUUACAAGAAAUGUACCUUUUAACUAAAUAUAACUUAAGCUGUAUCUA
Messenger RNA from Diabrotica balteata, 1474 nucleotides. Lineage: Eukaryota; Metazoa; Arthropoda; Insecta; Coleoptera; Chrysomelidae. The record is from the annotation of a GenBank genome assembly.